CAUGUCGCUGAGGCGGAUGAGGAGGUGAAGAAGACUCUCGGAUGAGGACGUGCAGGAAGUGAGGCUAAGCUAACGGCUAGCCCGCGGAGCUAACGUCAGCUGGCUGCUCGCUGUCUGUUUGGAGGAGCCACCUGACAGCCGAGCACAUGACUUCAGGCACAGUGCAGCUCGAGGUCUGAUCCCCCCGGUGUCGGUGUCUCAGGGGUCGUUUGGAAACACUGCAGAGUCACGGAGGGGCUGGUGACACAACAACAACAACAACACAACAACAACAACAACAUGUUUGCCAAGAAGAAGAAAGCACCUCAGCCCAGAGGCAAGGGCGCUGCUGCAGCCAGACAGAUGGGUCUGUUCAUGGACCCUGAGGAGAUGAUGGGUCUGGAGGAGAAUCUGGACGACUCAGACUUGGAGGCCGAACUCGCAUCCAUCACUGGAGAAAAAGCCGCUGUGAGAGGGAGAGCCAAGCAGAAGGGCAAGACCCCUCUGCCCAUGGACGACAUCGCUAGGAUGGCCGACGCGUGCAUGAGAGAUGUGGAUGACGAUGAUGACUUGGAAGAUGACGAAGAUCUGUUGGCGGAGCUACAGGAAGUGGUGGGUGAGGAGGAAGCUGAGGAUGUAGCAACUGUUUCCUCAUCUUCUACCACCACUGAUCUCUCUGAAGCUGCAACACAAGAGUCUGCACCAGCGCAGCAGCAGGAAGUAAAGAUGUCAUUGGCCCCGGGCGGCCUAGAGGGCCACCUAGAGGAGAGGAUAUGCAUGUACAAGACGGCCUCACACAACGCCAAGAUCGCAGGAGAGACCUCGAAAGUGCGGAGGUUCAAUCGCGGUCUGAAGACUCUGGAGGCGAUGCUGGCUGGGUUGAAAAGGGGGAGGCCUGUGGACGAGGCAGAAAUCCCCCCCCCUGUCGCCACUGGAGCCCAGAGAGACGCCCCUCCUCCCGCUGUUCCUGCACGACCUGCGCCCCCUGUACCAUCGAGUCCCGAAUCUCCAGAUCAGUCGGAGGAGUCGGACGCCACUACGCCAUCGCCUGCUGCACCAGAGGUCGUCACGCCAACCAGUGACGAGAAGCAGUGGUCCUCCGCCCCCCCGUCCCAUCUGAGCAGCGUCCCGUCUCCAGAGGAGCAGACAGAGGAACCUGCUCUGGUGUCGCAAUCCGGUCAGACAGCUGCGACCGCGGCGACCAAGGCGCUGCUGCUGGAAAGGCAGAGCGAAUUCAAGAUGGCCGCUCUAAGAGCCAAGAAGCAGGGGGACCUGGAGCAAGCGAAACUUUACUUCAAGACCGGCAAGAGGUUCGAUGCAGUGAUCGAGGCGUUGGAGAAAGGACAAGAAGUCGACCUGAGCGGCCUCCCUCCAUCUCCAGGACAGGGUUCAGGAGGAACCUCCCUUCCAGUGAAGGAACAGACCUCAGGUCCAAACACACAGGUCACCCAACCAGCGGCUGCACUUCCAGCCGCUGCAGCCUCGUCCGUCCCUGCGCCUCCCAGAGACGUGCUGGAGGCUCUGGAGCAGAGACGAGCCAAGUACGUGGAGGCGUCGGCUCAGGCUAAAGCCGCUGGAGACGACCGCAAGGCCCGGAUGCACGACCGCAUCGCCAAGCAAUACCAGAGCGCCAUCCGAACUCACAAAGCAGGAAAACCUGUGGACUUUGACGAGCUGCCGGUUCCCCCUGGAUUUCCUCCAAUCCCAGGCCAGAGAGCUUCAGCGGCUGAGCACAGAUUUGUCGCGGCUCUGGAGGCGGCCAGUAAGAUCGUUGAUGCAGAUUCAGCCGAACCUCCAGAGGAAGAUGAGGAUGAGGAGAAAGAAGAAGAGUCGAAGUCGGCUGUUCCAGAAGAGACAAAGAAACCAUCGUUAGACGUCCCCACCGCAGGUCAGGGACGGAAGAGGACUCCUUCAGCUUCUCCUGACAGAUCCACUGCAAGAGAAGGAAUCUCCCCAACAGGGGUUCAGCAGCUGGAGUUCCUGGAGGGUCGGAAGAAGCAGUACCUGAAGGCCGCUCUGAUUGCGAAGCAGAAGAACGACCUGGAUCAGGCCAAGAGUUUCCUCCGCACCGCCAAGGGCUUUGAGCCCAUGAUCGAGGCGGCACGCAGCGGGAAGUCUGUGGACAUCAGCACGGUGCCGUCGCCCCCUGGUGAUGAAGACGAGGACUUCAUCCUGGUGCAUCACAGCGACGUUCAGGGCUCAGAGAAAACCGAGCCGGUGUACACACAACUGGCCAAGAUCCUCAAAGAGCAGCACGAGAAAUGUAUGACUCACUCCAAACAGUUCACGCACCUGGGGAACAUCUCCGAAACUACAAAGUUUGAGAAGAUGGCGGACAGUUGUAAGAAGAGCCUGGAGGUCCUGAAGCUGGCUCAGUCGCGGGGUCUGCCUCCUCCCAAGCAUCACUUUGAGCAGAGGUCGUUUCACACGGCCAGGAUAUUUCCCGAGCUGAGCAGCACUGACAUGGUUGUCGUCAUCGUGAAAGGAAUGAAUCUUCCAGCACCGAGUGGAAUCCAAACCAACGACCUGGACGCGUAUGUGAAGUUUGACUUCCCGUACCCGAGCAGCGAGCAGCCGCAGAAACACAAAACAUCCGUCAUCAAGAACACAAACUCUCCAGAUUACAACCAGAGCUUCACGCUGACAAUCAACCGCAACAACCGCAUCUUCAGGAGGGUGCUGACGUCCAAAGGCUUCAAACUGGAGCUGCUGCACAAAGGAGGUUUCCUCCGGAGCGACAAGCCGAUUGGGACGGCCCACGUGAAGCUGGACAAGCUGGAGUCCCAGAGCGAAAUCAGGGAAAUCGUAGAGGUGAUGGACGGUCGUAAACACACAGGAGGUCGUGUGGAGGUGAAGAUCCGCAUGCGGGAGCCUCUGAGCGGCCAGGACAUGCAGUCGAGCACCGAGCGCUGGCUGGUGAUCGACAAGUCCCAGGUUGUCGUUUAGAAAAAGCUACAGAAUUAAAGAUAACUCACAGGAUACAGAAACACUCAGAGGAGGUGAAGAGAGACGAACGCUCUGUUGUUCAGACGCAGAACAACGUGGCUCUUUUCACAAAAAAAAAACACACACACAAAAAAAAACGUUUGCACAUUAGCCAGACACGAGCAGAGCGGUUCACAGAGGGUCGGCUUGACCUCGUGUCCCUCCUCCUGCUGGAGGACGGCAGCGUGUCCCGGGCUCAGUGUCGAGCCCCCCCCCUGAUCCUGCUGCCCGACUAUAGUUAAUAUAAUAGAGAGAAAAAGAAUGUGUUCAUAUUCUUCAUAUUAUACAGCUCUGGUAUCUAGAACUGCACCUAUGCACUAAUACCAAAGUAAUCACUGUUGCUGUAAAAUCCUGCAUAUUUGAAAUCGCCUUUAGCUGCCAAACCUGCUACGACACGACGGGUUCAUGUGUGUGUGUGAGUCGUCAGGGUUCUUCUUUAUUUCCCCACACUGCUCCUCCGCUUCUCAGUGAAGCAGCGACAUUACACAUGUUCUACAGGAGCAAGCCAAGGAAGAGGUACGAUUAUUUAACAGUUAUUUUACAGACCGCACUCCCUGUUGUCACCUUUCACUGAUUUAGUUGCUUUAGUUGUGUUAGACUGACAUGUUUGUUUACAGCACAAAUCUGCGAAACAAAGGUUUGAACAGAUUCGUUAUUUCGUGACUUUGAAGGAAGAUGGAGGACAGCGACGCUUCUCCACUUUCUCCCUUUGUGAAAAACUCUAAAAACUCGUGGCUACGGGUUCUGUCAUCUUAAGUUAGUGUUGAGCUCCUCAUCUUCUUAAAAGAUCCGGAACUAUUUGUUUUUCUAAACUAUGCAUCAGUUCUCUCACGUGGUGGAAACUGAAUGUUGAGACAAACCCGUCGGCGUCUUGAAGGGACGGUUCACCCGGAUUACAAAGAGGAAAUGUAGCAACUGGAAUUUAUUCAAUGUUAAUCAUCUUAAUUUUGCAAGUCGUUUGUUUUUUUGGGGGGGAUGGAGAAAUACACUUAUUUCACUGGGAUCUGUAACAAAAGAUAAACUUGAUACUAAAGAAUUUAGCUUCUGCCCAUCGUGUCACUAAAAUUUAAAAUACAUAAAAUAAGCCUGUUGCCAUUGGAUACACAUUUAAAGGAAGAACUUUCUAUGAAUGUAUUUGUUUCCUGCGGAUUUCACUGAAUCUAGAUAUUUGAUCAACUUGAAACUGGAUUGAAAACGUGACCUUUAGCUUCCUUCAGCUCAUUGUUUUGGUUCCUCCACUUCCUAAGCAGAACUUCGAGAUGAGCCGGUGAACAGAGUGAAGUCUUUAGCAGCUAAAGAGUAAAACAUUUCCCUCAGCAGCAGGUGACGAGCGAAUACUGCACGUGAAUUAGUCAGGUGACCAGAAACAAGAGUCCCAAUUAACACCCUGAGAAUAUAUUUCUUUAAUUUGAGUGAACUGACCCUUUAAAGCUCGACUUCCACCUUUGAAAUGAAAAAGCUGACGAAAUACGCAGAAAAGAAAUAAAGAUCCCGAAUCGACCACGUGAAUUAAUUUUCCAAUAGUUUUAGCUCAAUGUCGGCAAAAUCAUCCGGUUAUCAACCGUUACCAUGGUCACAACAUUUCUGUUAUCGCUGUCAUUUACUGCACUUUCUAGUAAAACAUCAUAAAUCUGUGUAACUGACAUGAAAUCUACUCAACACUUUGUUCUAAAUAAUUAAAACACUGUUACCAAUC
Molecule: messenger RNA, 4660 nt
Organism: Limanda limanda (common dab)
Lineage: Eukaryota; Metazoa; Chordata; Actinopteri; Pleuronectiformes; Pleuronectidae
Gene: cc2d1b
Product: coiled-coil and C2 domain containing 1B
Exons: 26
Coding region: 280-2925 (881 amino acids)
Biological process (GO): regulation of transcription by RNA polymerase II
Cellular component (GO): nucleus
Molecular function (GO): DNA-binding transcription repressor activity, RNA polymerase II-specific; RNA polymerase II cis-regulatory region sequence-specific DNA binding
Source: RefSeq, a predicted model, not a curated record